ACAUCCCGCCUCCAUCCCUAGCUUGUGCGGGUUGUCGUCGUUGCUAAUACCUACUUCGGUGGACUGGAUAAGGGGGAUCGGGUGUGACCUGCCAACUUGAAACCCAUCCUGGUCUUUACUUAUACUCAUACUUACAUCUUACCAAUAUCUAAACUGAGGAGAUACACAGCUAAAUACCACUAACCAAGGCACCCUAGAUACCGAGACAUCUCCAACCCUCAGAUCCCGUCUUCCCAGGGGGGGCACCCAAGAGUCUUAAAUUCACCGAACGGGUACAUUCGUCAUCCCUUUCGCCCAGCUAGGGUACCUAGCCGGUGGAUUUGGCAGAGGAACAAAGAAGAAUAAAAAGAGAGGGUGAUCGGAAACGGGUAAAGAAGAAAUAAAACCCCAGAGUGCCAAGAAAGAAAAGGGCAAGGACAAAGAAAGUAGGUAGGGGAAAAUGGCCGGUUCCGAGAUCCCGAAGACGAUGCGCGCGCUGGUGGCGCCAAAGUACUGCUGGCCAGAGGACGGGUACGAGGUCGUCGAGCUGCCGACACCCCAGAUCCGGGACCCCAAGGAGCUGCUCUUCCGCGUGCACGCCGCCAGCAUCGCGACCGGUGAGACCCAGGUCGCCCGCGGCGCCGUGAGGUUCUUGCUUGGGAAGAGCAAGAUGCCCAUCCGCCUCGGCGUCGAGGGCGCGGGCGUCGUCGUCGCCGUGGGAGCCGAGGUGACCGCCUUCAAGCCGGGCGACGAGAUCUACACGUUCACGGUGACGCGCCCGAUGAACCUGGCGAGCGCGGGGGGCGUGUGCGCCGAGUACGCGGUGACGCGGGAGGCGCUGGCGAUCCGCAAGCCGGCGCACGUGCCCUUCGUCGACAUGUGCACGCUGGCGAACCUGGUGACGGUGGUGCAGGCGGCGGACCGGGCGCUCGAGGAGCUGCGGGCGAACGGCGUCGAGGGCGGGCUGCGCGGCAAGACGGUGUUCGUGGCGGGGGCGCUGGGCGCGCUGGGCGCGCCGGCCGCGCAGCUGCUCAAGCGCGAGCUCGGCGCCGGGCGCGUGGUCGCGUCGGUGUCGACGGCGAAGGUGCCGUUGGUCGAGGCGCUGCUGCCGGGCGUGGUGGACCGCGUGGUGGACUACACGCGCGUGCCGCGGCUCGCCGACGCGGUGCCGCGCGGCAGCGUCGACCUCGUCUUCAGCACGCAGUGGGGCCCCGAGGGCACGUUCGCGCUGGCGGACCGCGAGCGCGGCGUGGUGGCGUCGCUGGCGGGCGCGCCGCCGCCGGCGCUGCUGCGCGCGAUAUUGCCGCCGCUGCCGGCCCCCGUCUACUGGCUCGCCGCGCUGGCGCAGCUGUGGUACGCCUUCUGCCUGCGCGGCACGCGCGUGCGCUACUUCUUCCUGUCCGGCGAGCCCAGCGUGCGCGCCGACCUCGUCCGCGCCGUCGACCUGCUCGCCCGCGGCACCGUCAAGGCGCUCCACCGCGUCGUCCCGCUCGACGACAUCGUCGCCAUCCGCGCCGAGGCCCAGAAGGUGGCCACCGGCAAGGGCGGCAUCGGGAAGCUGGUUAUCCAGAUCGUGUGAUGACGGGCUGGGCGAGCCUGGAGGGGGGGAGGGGGGCAAGGGCCCAGCCAUGUUUACUAGGGGGUCUCACUCGGGUCGGCUUUGUUAUAUAGGCGUACCAUGUGUUCUCAGUUUGUUAUGGGUCGUAAUAUAAUUCUUGUCUAAUACGCGAAUUCGAAAACCACUGCAGGUUUCUGAGAGAAGACACACGUAGGAACGAAACGGGACGUCUCCCUUUCUAUUCAAGUAGCAGCUAUCCGAAUUAAUCCGCUAGAUAGAAUACAGACAGACUCGACGACGUAGCCCCCUUUCUGCCCCCUUUUCCUCGGCAGAUGGAAGGGAAGGGGGGCGCGAUUUCGCCGAGUCGG
Messenger RNA from Durotheca rogersii, 1905 nucleotides. RefSeq names its product GroES-like protein. The record is from RefSeq and is a predicted model, not a curated record. Gene Ontology annotation, molecular function: oxidoreductase activity. NCBI's taxonomy places the organism in Eukaryota, Fungi, Ascomycota, Sordariomycetes, Xylariales, Xylariaceae. Bases 440 to 1558 code for a protein of 372 amino acids. The transcript has 2 exons.